GUCUGCUUCUAUGGAAACGCGGCGGGAAUCAUGGGAAUUCUGCUCGAUGCUUGGAAAACCGGAAGUGGAGGGAGAUUCGAAACACAGCGGAUUACAGACGCGGGAUGUGCUUAUUAAAACCAUGGCGUGAUGGAAAGCUCAAACUUGUUUGGAACAAGAAAAGAGUGAGUAAAUGUCUGUCUGUCUAUCAUCUGAAUGCAGCAGGACAGAGAGCGUCUGGACGUCCUCCCAAACUCACCAGAAGUGCCAAGAAUGGAAGUGAAGCUGGAGGUUUUGCUGUCGUCCAGCAUCAAGCGCAGGAAGCCGUGGCCCAGAUUCUGCUGGCUGGGCAGAGAAAAGGAAGGUGUUUUUCUUUUAGAUGACAAUCGGAUCAGUGAAAUCCAUUUGUCAUCAGGACGGACCAAAAAGAAGAUCUCCAAACUCCAGCCGCUGCUGCAGAGGGUGGUGACCAUGUCAGCAUCUCAGAACGGCAUGUGGCUGGUGGGUCUGCUGGUCUCUGGUGAACUCUUCCUGUGGAAUAAAGACAAGGAUUUAUUGAAGACGGUCUCCGCUGUUCCUGAAGUUCAGCAGCUGCUUUCUGACAUCAAAGCCUCAGUGUCUCCAGUUCCUCUUUCUCUGCUGGUUUCGGAGUCUGCUCAGAGAGUGGUGCUGGCCGCUCUUACAGGUCAGGUGUUCCUCUGGGAGUGUUCAGCAGUUCAGGACCUGACCGGGCCACGGGACGGGAUCAUCGCAGGCCGCUGGAGUCAGAUAUCCUGCCAGGAAAACACUCCGCUGCCCUCCACAGCAGACAAAGAGGCUUCCCUUCACUGUGUGUUUGUGAAGAGCCAGGCUGUUGGUGACGUGUGUCUGAGCACAUUCGUCUUCACUGCUGAAGCGCAGCUCAUCGUCACCUUCCUGAAGAUCCAGUGGGACUCAACAUGGGACAGCAAACUUAGUUCCGCAGGUUUCCGAGUGGACUGGAUCUCGAAGAGUUACCCGCUGAACCAGCUCCAGCCUCCGUGUAAACCGGUGAAGUCCAGAGGUGCUCUGGUCCCAGCGUUUUCUCCAGACGGUCAGCUGCUGGCAGUAGUGCUGAACCAGAGAGACCCCAGGGCUACUCAGGUGUUGUUCAUCAGCACGCUGAACUUUGUGACCGUGUCCAGUCUGUUAGGAGGAUGCGGCAUGAAGGUGCUCAGUAUACCAGCUAAAUAUUGUCAGCUCCUCCAGCUGUCAGACUCCAACAGGAGGACUAGAGGAUCAUGGGUAACUCCCACCCUCCACACCUUCAGGACUCUGCUGGGCUUUCUACCAUUGGACGCCUACCGUUCCUGUCUGAAUAUCGCAGUGGAGCUCUGCAAGUGUUUCGUAGAGAUAUUCCUCCCGAUUUCUGCAGCCGUUUCCUCACAGAGCUUCAGCGCGGCUCUGUUAGUCCUUCAGCAAGCGUCUCGGAGUCUUAACCAGACCUACAGCCUCCCGCCGAGAGCAGUGCAUUAUGGGGAGGACGACCAGCUGACGUAUUCAUCUGAUAUGUUUUCAGUUCCAGUGUUACAGGAUGAUACUGAUGCAGGGAUGCCGCCACAGACAGCACCUUCCAAAAGAUUGGUGGUCAUUUGGCGUGAGGUCUACAGACAGGCUUUGGGCUAUCAGGAAGAGUUACGUCACAGCAGAAGUCAAGCUGGUGGAAAAGGCGAGAUGGAGAAGAUGUCGGUGAUCAUACCUCAAAUCCAGCAGGCUUUACAGACAGCUGGAGAGCAUCUGGAGGAGAGCCACACGCUGCGCAGUUUCACCGCUGAACAGCACUUCAUUUUAGGAGAAUAUUCAGAGAGUGUUCGGGUGUGGAGGAAUCAACUGUGGGCUGAGAGAGAGAGAGCAGGCCCAAUGGCGUGUUAUCUAGAGACGCGCUGCUGUCUGGCUCUCCUCUAUGCUCAGCUGUUUCAGUAUCACCUGCGGGACGCUCAGACUCUGUGUGACCGUCUGGCUCUGCUGCUUCAUCCACAGACUGGAUCAGAGGACCAGCAGAGAGCAGACGAUGAGCUGGUGUUGGACGCUGUGGGUCCGGUGGGUCGUGAAGCGGCCUGCGCUGUGGUUCAGUCUCUGGCCAGGUUCAUGGCUGCGUAUUUCACCAACCAGCCGCUCUUCAUCCUCCCGCCUCACAAUGUAGAUGUGCUGCCGCCGCUGCAUUUACCACACCCGGCUGCUGCUCGUAUUGUGGAGCUGUCCCAGAGCCGCGUGUCGAUGUCGCUGCGCUCAGAUCAGCUGUCGGAGGUCUGGACGGUGGAUUACGCUCUGGAGCUGCUCCUGCUCGGUGGCCUGAUGCCUGAGGCUGUGUGGAUGGCACAGCGUCUGGGAGACUGGAAGAUGGCUGCCUCCCUCGGCCUGGCCUACAGCAGAUACUGCAGCGGUCGGCUGGACUUCAGCAGGCUGCAGUGGAGGGAGCUGCAUCUUCCUUCAGAGCUGAAGCCUGCUGAGAUCUUCCAGGAGCAGCUGGAGGUCCUGCUGAGUCCAGCGCUGGAGCCCGAAGGAGAGACGCACGCUGACACUGCAGAUGUUGAGGAUGUGGAUGUUCUGCAGGCCUCGGUGCAGGAGAUCCUGAAGGCAUCUGUCAUGGCAGAGCUGGACGUUCUCUCUCAGCCUCUCACACGUCUGCUGGACGCGGCCAAAGAAAGAGCGACGUCACUUCCUGCGCUAGUUCCUGCUGUCUUCUACCUGCCUGCUCCUCCUCUGUACUGUCCACAGCCGUCAGCAAACACACAGGACUAUAUAGUAGACGCUGCUCUGCUUCAGGAAAGAGCGUGUCGCUCUCAGGUGUCUGCUCUCCUUCAGAAGCUCCUGCUGCUCUUCAGGGCGUCCCACAGCUCUCGUCCCGCAGCGCAGUGGUACAUCAGCAGCCUGAAACACAGCAGACAUACACUCAACAAGAUCCAGAAAAGAGCAUCUGUGCCUAAAGCUGAGCUGAUUCCUGACAGACUGAAAAGGUUUUCCACCCAUGAUGGCUUCUUCCAAUCAGGACGCAGCAAAGACCUGGAUAGUGUGACUCUGCAGAUCAUUACGUGUUUCCGUCAGCUGUGUGCGCUCUGCUGGAUGCUGCACGUCAGAGACCAGCUCAGCGUUUCCUGUAGAAAAUACCAGAGUGCGAGAAAUCAGGAGAAAAGCACUCAGGCGAGUGCUGGGAGUGUGUCAGAUCUGUGUGUGGAGGCUCUCUGCUGGGCUCGUCGGCUCCUACCCUUCUGCCGCUUCCUGAACGCAGAGGAAACCCUGCAGGAUUUAGUGCUCAGCCUGCUGUCUGAACUCACACCCAGCCGUCUGACAGCAGAAACUCUGGCGAGAGUGUUUCCUGAUGAGCUGGAGUCUGUACGUGUGCCGCUGCGGGAGAAAUACACUUCACUGCUGCAGAGACUGAGGCCUGUGAUGGUGCCAGAAAACACGGCCACACCAGAUGAAGACGGUGAAAGCGUGAUGGUUGUGGUCCAGGACGAGCUGCGUCGGCGUCGGCGGGAGCUCCAGCGGCGGGAGAAAAGCGUGUGCGCUGCGGAGCCGUACCUGUGGGAGAGAGAUGAGGAGGAGGACAGAGGAGCUGCUGGCGUCUCAAUACUGCACAGACUCUCAUUAGGGACUAGUCUGAGUGACAGCACACUGACCGACUGUGGACGGCCACUAGUGUACAGUGAAGGAGACACAGCCGACUCACUGUCUGAGCCUCUGACCCCACAGCAGAACAGCAACACUGCACACAGCAAAUCAAAGCUUCACGAUGCGCCUGAGAAAUCGACACCGCACAGAAAAGGAAAGAGAUCAUGCUCGAUUGAACCCAAUGAAUCAAAACCAAGAGCGCCAACUGUGGGAUGCUGGGACUUUGAGCUGGAAGACGACGAGUUCCUGCUCUUCUUAGAUUUAUUUCUCAGUUACGUUCUGGAGAAGGACAGACUGGAGACGGAGGAGUUUCCUUUACUGAGCAGUUUCUGCCAGCCGCUGCGCUCUCAAGAGCUGCACUCGGUGAACUUCGACAUGCUGACCGCUCUCAGACGCCGACAAAGAGACGGACGCAAGACAAACACACAUUUACCUCUGUUUCGGGUAGGACGCUGCUUUCAGACUGUCCUGAUCACUCCUGAACAUCCGCAAUCUGACGCUCGCACAGCUACAAACACCGCUGGUCCUCUUGGGAAACAUCAGGGUUUGUUUAGUCUUCGUCAGCAGGCUGCAUUAAUUCCCAAAGGGAAUCUCUCAGACAUCAAGAUUGUUCCUCAGGCUGAAGUGGAUGUUCAGGUGGAGCUGGACUCUUCUCUGGAAAGCAGAUUUCCUGAUCUGGCUCGUCUGCUGGAGUGGAUGAUGCGCUGGGCCGAGCGGCGGGUCCUGGUUAGGAAGCCCACAGAGGGACGGGGUUUAGUGGUCAUGAGGGUCAGAGCUUCGAGUCCUGCAGUGCUGACUGCACUGGAGCUGCUGGAGAGGAGAUACAGCACCGCCCUGCUGGGAGAAAACACUCAUCACACACACUCUACACUUCGCUCUGAACUCCAUCAGAGGGAGGAGUCUGAUGCUCCAGUGCUGCCGUCAAUCACAGACUUGAGGCGGAGCCAAGAGAGCAACCUGGAGACCAGUGACCCAAGCUCAGCAGAGAUGCCAAUAACACACCAGCACAGCCAGAGCCAAGAUGUGGAUGAAGCUGAGGAUGUGGAUGAGACAGAAGAUCAUCUGUUUGAACACGAGGACACACUGAUCUCUGAUCAGCAAAGUAACAUCACUGAGAUCCGAGGAGACGUCAGACACACGACCGAACUAGGUGAGAGCAGUGUUGAUGAUGUCACUGAGGUAUCAUGGGCCAAUCAGAGCAGAGCGCACAGAGAACAGGCAUUAACCAUGGCGGAUCUGGAGAGUCAGGACUUAGAAGAACAUUCACUAUCUGAAGCUGAUGAUCAGGUAUCUUCUGGAGCACCCAGAUGUGAGGUUUCUGAAUCUGAACCAUCACGGAUGAGGAAAGCGGUGCAGACUCAUAGCAGUGCUCGUCCUGAAGCUCACAGUGAAGCGCAGAGCGACGGCGUCCGGCAGCUUUUGCAGGACGAGCUCUUCAGACUGGUGCAGCUCCAGCAAAUCAAUUUCAUGAGCCUCAUGCAGGUUGUUGGAGCGUCUUUCGCAAAUCUGCCACUGCCUCAAGCAAACCUGCAUCAGCCUGGUGGGAUUCCACCACAGAGCACUGCCAUACCUGAGCAGCACAGAUCGGUUACCCAGAAUACCCAGCACAGCAUACAAGACGACACCAAUCAGCCAACACAAGCCUGCAGGCCUGACAGGGUUGGUAACCGCCAGGAUAAUGACCAGCGGGCUGAGAUGGAGCAGAGAAACCCACCCCUCAAAGCUCAGAUGGAAAUCGAGCAGUUGACCAUUCGCUCAGACUGGCCAGAGGACGCUCAAACCAACAGCAGGAGUUUCAUCCCGACAUCCCAAGGGCUUCUGACCACAGCUGAUCAUCAGGCGUCUAGUAGCAACAGAGUCUCUGAAGGCCAGCCGAGAGCUGCUCCACACGCCCAUGGACUCCGACUCCUGCAGCUCCAUCCUCCCCAAACUCUCCUGCCCAGAUCUGUUGCACCUCCUCCUACACAUCAUGCUCCUAUUCCUCAUGCUCCUCGCUCUACUUAUGCUCCUCCCCCUGUUCAUGCCACUCCGUCUUAUGCUCCACCUCCUUCUCAUGCUCCUCCCUCUUCUCAUGCUCCUCCUCCUCCCCAUCAUGCUCCACCUUCUUUGCAUGUUCCGCCUCCUUCUCAUGAUCCUCCUUCUUCUCAUGCUCCUCCUCCUCCUCCCCAUCAUGCUCCACCUUCUCUGCAUGCUCCUCCCCUUCAUUCUCCACCUUCUCUGCUUGCUCCUCCUUAUCAUGCUCCUCCUUCACAUUCUCAUGCUCCGCCUCUUUCCCAUGCCCCUCCUCCACAUGCUCCACCUCCUCCUCAUCUCCCAGUGAAGCAGGCCUGGGGUCAGUCUGGAUCUGCCUUUAGAGUGGAUUAUUCAGCAGCUCCUCCAUCACAUCUUCUCCCUCAGAGGACUGCAGGAGCUCCUGAAACACGUUUGCCUCCUGCUGCUCUCAGAUCAGCUCCUGUCAGCCUUCCUCUGCUCAGAUUUCAUCCUGAUGCCCAGAGAUCUGUCACGCUGCCUCAUAUCCCACAAACCCCUGCGCAGAAACCACCCAGUCUGAGCCUCACUGCAGGAAAUCACUACUAUCCCAGAAUUCAGCUGCUGCGCCGAGAGCCUGAUCCGCCUUGUUUGAGGUUCAGCUCUGCUCCGGUACAAACCCCUCGCCUCAUCCCAUUGGAGGAUCUGCUGAGGUGGAGCUCAGUGAAGCAAACCAGAGCAGAGCCCAAACUACAGCUGAUCAAGACUGAACCCAUGCCGCAGAACCAGAGCUCAAGCAGCCCUUCCAGCAAGAGAAAAAAGAGGAGAGAGGAGAAAAACCAGGAGCAGAAGCCUGUAGUCACCUUCAGACCCGAGGACUCCAUCAUUCCUCCAGAUGAGCCUGCAGAAGAUGAGCCAGAUCGGGAUGAUGGACACACCAUUCCUUUAGACAUUUGGACUAAAAACCAGACAAAAAAGCCAAGUGUGUGUGACUCUGAGUUGAGCGGACAGCCGUUGUUGGAUAAAGCUUACGUGACGUCAGCUGAGCUCCACGCGUUUGCUUCGACACAGAAAAGACCUGCAGAGAUCCAGGACGCCUCCACAAACACUGAAGCAGAUCCGCCUCGCUCCAUCAAAGAUAAAGCCAUUUCUGUCCAGUUUCCUCCAUCUCCCAGCAUGCCAUCUGCUCCUGAAGGACGACUGCUCGACGGUGCUCCAGUUGUUCCUCUAGACAUCUUCAUGAGCCUUCGCUACGCUAAAGACAAUUCACCAGACCAAGCAGAGAACGGCCGCCAUCCCACCGCAGAGUCAAACACAGAUCAUGUAGGAGUCACUGCGAGUUCUGAGGGUCGGAGGUUCAUCAAUGUGGUGGAUCUGACAGACGAGUCUUUACUAGAGAAUCUGCCUCAGUCACCGCCCACAUCUGCUCAGCUACACCUACUGGCCGCUUCUGUUGUAAACCACGCCCCUAAGCCCACCCCAGACACGCCUGAAGAGAUUCCAGAGUCCGCAGUAAUGUGCACGUCUCCUGAAGCUGUUCUCAGUGGAGACCCCGUGACUCUGAGUGUCCUGGCUGGCGUCCGAGCUUCCCGGGACUCUCUGGAGCAGGUAAUGACUGGCGUUCGGGCUCCCCAGGACCCCCUGGAGCAGAUAAUGAUGUCCCGGAGUCAGAUCUCAGCGCGGCUCUCAGAAAUGGACAAUCAGCUGCUCAGACUGCAGAGCAUCGCUGACCACAUGGACAAAGAGUUUGCUGAUACCCGACUGCUGGUGAACCGCAUUGAGACACACAGUCCCUCACUGAUGGCCAGUGUGGAGAAGAAUCCUCCGUCCAGCUCCCUCAGAGUCAUACAAGAAGUGAGGAGUUUUUGUUCAGCUUCAGCUCAUCAUUCUGGAGCGACGGCAGAGCCCCAGAGAGGAGACCAGGAGCUUCGGUCUUCACCUGAACUGAGAUCAGUCCAUCACCUGCGCUCUCCUCCUACAGUGAAACCAGAGCAGUGUGAGCAAGAUACUAAUCAAAAUUUGAUGGCGUCUUUGCUGGAGGAUCCUAGGAGAGCAGCAGACGAGACUCUCGGCGUGAGCGGCCUCAGUGAUGUCCAAGACAUUCUGAGCGAGUUAAUCAGAGACGGGGCUUUAUCUCGCUCAGUGCUGAAUCUGUCCCGCUCAGAGACGCUUCGUCCGAGCAGGUCUGGAGUCAGGAUGGAGGAUCAGCGCAGGGAUGUGAGGAUGUGGAUGAGGAGGAAACAGAGAGAGCGGUUGAGCGAGUACCGCAAACAGAGAGAAGAAAAGAGAGAGAGAGAACGAAGACCCUUCGUCUCUCCUCACACACACACGGUGACUUCUCUUGAUCUGGCGGCCAACAGGAAAACUAAAGAAGAGCGAGACAGGCUAAUUCUGCAGGAGCAUCACGAACAGAGAGCUCGAGACGCCUGCAGUCUGAUCUCAGACCUGCUCAACACGCCGCUCCAUCAGCACACACCAGCCCAGCACGCACUCAGGAGCAGUAGUCAGCCUUCUGGGAAGCAGAAGAGAUUGUCAAGGAGUCCGAGCGGCGCACACACACUGGGAAAGACUGUUGUUCUUCAGAGGAAACCUGCGGUGAAACCCCACGGCUCACUGAGCGGCAGACUCGGCCUGCACAGACCAGCCAGUGCUCUGCCUGCAGAUCGGCUCUCUCAGGUCACUCGCCGCGGGAUGCUGAGCGACAACAGAAACAGGCAGAACAGGAGCGUUCAGCACAAGAUGAGCAGUAAUGUGCAGUCGUCCUCAGUGAAGCAGGAUCAGCAGACGGGUGUUGAAGAUACUGAUGAACUGAACACUGAGAGUGUGUGGAGUCCUGCAGAUCAAGAGCACAGGAUCCUCAUGCUGGACCCGCAGCACAACACACCGGAUCUACUGGAUCUGGACGAUCUCUCUCCGCUGAGCGCAGGCAGUGUGUUGAGUCGGCUGGACUGGGCUGAAAUAGAGCGCUUGGUGGCGGACGAACAACAGCAGGACUGAAGCUUCUUCUGCCUCCAGAUGUUGCACAGCUGCAGAUCUACACUGUGAAGGAUUGUGGGAUUUGUGUAUGACUGGAGCGUUUGUGUUGUCGGCACAGAUUCCAGCAGAAUAAACAGGGAUGGCUUUAAUGACUCUUCUCUGGAUAUAGAACUGUUUACUUUAAUAUGAUUAUCUGUAAAUAAAAGCGUCUUUCUGAGACUCGCUGUUGAAAAUCCUUUAAUAAAAUGUC
Molecule: messenger RNA, 8803 nt
Organism: Danio aesculapii
Lineage: Eukaryota; Metazoa; Chordata; Actinopteri; Cypriniformes; Danionidae
Gene: cplane1
Product: ciliogenesis and planar polarity effector 1
Exons: 53
Coding region: 196-8574 (2792 amino acids)
Biological process (GO): cilium assembly
Cellular component (GO): ciliary transition zone
Source: RefSeq, a predicted model, not a curated record